AUGCCGACUGAUACAACAGAAAAUUCAACUUCAUCAAUAUCUAUGACCACAGUUAACGAUAGUAAUAACAAUGGGUCAUCAUUAAUAACAACAACUGCGAAUCAUACACCAUCGCCUCCGCUAUCGUCUUCUCUUCCGACACAAACAUUAACAACUAAUCGAUCAAUUUCCCCGACACAAAUACCAUCUAGACAAUUAGAUAAAUUACGAUGUUUUCUUAGUACAUUAUAUUAUUUCGGUUCAGAUAUAUCGAAUGACAUAGGUGAACAUGUUCGAGCAUUGAUAUUAGCUCUUGUUAAUAGCGCUUUAUCGGUCGAAGAAUUUCAUGGUAAACUUCAAGCAACAACCAAUUUUCCAUUACGACCAUUUGCAUUACCAUUUUUAAAAUCCACAUUACCUCUUUUACAAACAGAUCUUUUACAAUUAGCACGUCAAUCAAGACAAUCAACAAGUCAAUUUAUUGCACAACAUGAAGAGUUAAUAUUCUUAUCACGUGAUGCACUUGAAAAUGAGUCAAAUCCAGCAAAAGAGCAAUUAAAUGAAAAUGGCAAAAGAAAAUUAUCCAACGAUUCAAAUGAACUCGAUGAACGUUCUUAUGCAACUAAACGUCCAUCAGUUAAUCACCGUACAAAUACAACAUCAAUACGUGAUAAAGAACGUGCAUUUAGUUCGUAUCUACGUGAAUAUACAAUGGAGUUAAAAGAUACUGAAGACGAUUGGAAACAUGCAGAAAAUAUGUUAAAUUAUAUACUUGAAAUGGUAACGAAAAGUAAAAGAGUUUUAUUUAUGUUACAACAAAAAGAUAUCCAUCUGCGUCGUCUCAUUGAAAGUACUGAUCUUGAAUGGAGACGAAGACAUGCCGAAUUAGUAGCACAAACCGAUGAUCGUAUUGCUGAUGUACGUCGAAAAGCAGAAGAAACUGUGUUAGAAAUCAAACGUCAAUCAAUAAUCGAUUUACAAAAAGCUAUAUCACAAACCGAACAAAAGUCCAAUGAAACUUUACUGCGAGAACGUGAACAAUAUCAAAGAUUAAAAGCUCACAAAUUCGAAGAAGCAUAUGCAUUACUCAACCGACAAGAAGAUGGGCCAGAACAUUGUUGGAAUUGUGGUCGCAAAGCAAUUGAAGCAUGCUCUGGUUGUAAUAUAGCACGCUACUGCGGACAAUAUUGUCAACAUCGUGAUUGGGAUUUACAUAAAAAGUUAUGUGGACCUGAUUUAAAACGAAGAUUCAAUGAUAAUUCGCGCUUAUUUUGUCAUUCUAUACCGAAAACAAUUUCUUUAAAUCAACAUAACGAUGAAUCAAUAGCGAGAACAACCGAUAAUGUAUUGAUACCACCGAUGAUACGUAAUGAUAAUGAAAAAUCAGAAAGUGAAAAUGACCACGUCACUAUAGUAAAAACUGAAAGUAGUUGA
Messenger RNA from Rotaria socialis, 1413 nucleotides. Lineage: Eukaryota; Metazoa; Rotifera; Eurotatoria; Philodinida; Philodinidae. The record is from the annotation of a GenBank genome assembly.